UAGAGCGUGCAGUUCUUGGAAGAUCGAUACAGUGACCGGGAGACGUAUGUCCUUUUUUUGGAUCACAGUGUACUUCUAUUUCUGAGUCAGAGCAUUAUUUACUCAUGUUGAUUUGCUUUCACAUUCCUAUUCUUAAUUCGACGAUUGAGCUAUACCUCCAUCGUGAUAGUUCUUAAUUAGCGUCACGUCGCGAACCCACCGCGUCCAACGCCGAAUCCACGAAUUCGAUCCACUGUGUGACGAAACCAACCUCCGAAAGGUUAGAAACAAGAUAACCGAGUGAACUAGGCGAAAUGGCGCCUCGACGCCGCGUAGCAUCCGAGUCCAAUUCCGAGUCCGAGUCCGAGUUAUCAACAGCUCCCUCGGUCACGUCAGACAAUGCACUCGAAAAGGCGCUACGCGAUGCUGUCGCAAAGGUUUACAAAUCGGGGGCUAUGGAGGAACUGACAGUCAAGCGGGUGCGCCUUGCAGCCGAGAAAGAGCUUGGGGUCGAGGAGGGCUUUUUCAAGGCGAGUAGGGAUUGGAAGUCAAAGAGUGAUCAGAUCAUCAAGGAUGAAGUGGAGGUACAAGACAAGCGUGCGCAAGAACCGGAAUCAGAUGAAGAAGAGAAAGAGGAGCCUACUCCUCUCGUGAAGGCCUCUUCUGCUAAGAGGACAAAGCCUAUCAAAGUUGCGACAUCGCGAAAGCGACGGAAAGCGAGCACACCCGAACCUGACGACCAGAGUGAAAGCAGCGCAUCGCUAGACGAUGCAAGUGAGGAGGAAGCGAAAAAGCCCGCUAAAAAGCAAUCGAAAUCACUGCAAGAGAAGAGCCCGAAAGCAAAGCGCUCAAAAGAACAGGUGUCGGAUGACUUAGAUGCUGUAGCAGACGAAAGAGAAGAUGUUACACCACCGAAGGCCGCCGAAGAAUUAAAGGACGAUGGCAAAGAUGACUCAGAAAGCGAGAUGUCAGUGGUUCUUGACGAAGAGCCUAAGCCUAUUCGAAAGCGACAAAAAAGCGCCAGUACUGAGGGUGCCGCGCAAAAGCCGAAAAAGAAGACGACCACAUCUAAGGUGAAGGAGGCGGACCUUGACCCUAACCAAAAGAAGGUGAAAGAGUUACAAGACUUGCUGGUAAAAUGUGGGAUCCGAAAACAGUGGUGGCGAGAGCUGGCUCCCUAUGAUACACCGACGGCGAAGAUCGGACACCUUGAGAACAUGCUCCAAGAUGCAGGAAUGACACGACCAUUUAAGGGGCGGGAAGCAGAAAAGAGAGCCAUGAAGAUUAGAGAAAGGCGCGAGCUUCAAGCUGACGUGGUUUCCUGUCAAGAGGAAGUUAAGCUAUACGGUACGGGCAAUGCCGACGAAGAGGGUAGCAGCGGUCGCCCUGGUCGACGUUUAAACCGAGGCCGUCAGUAUCUUGCGUUCCUAGGAGACGACGGCGAGGAGACAGAUUGAUGGGCGGACGGAAUCGUGCAUUUUGUGAAGGAGGAUAUUUGUAGCUCCUGCUCGGAGCAGGUCGUUGCCGUGUAUGAAAAUUGUCCGGAAUUCCCUUCUAAUAUGGAGUAAAGAGUAGCUUUCAAUGUUAUGAUUCAUUUCCCGGUCUUGGUUCCUCCCAUCCGCUGUGCGACUAAGCUGAAGACGGCGACCGAUGAUAUAAAGAGGACGAGGUUAUAGAACUCCGUCCUAGAGUAUUCAUUCUCCUCUACCUCUGUUCUCGCCUCGACGAAUAAGCGUCGGAGAUUUGGAAGGUUUGCCUGGUAGGAACGCUUAAUAAGAUGGGAUUAAAUUGAAUUGAAUAGGAAUCGCAAGGAAUUCUCCUUACCAUGAGACCUGUUGGAGGUUAUGCCAAGGGAGAGAGUUGGCCGUGGUAAUUAAGCUCUGGGGGCGUUAAAUGCUAAAAGAAC
Molecule: messenger RNA, 1885 nt
Organism: Aspergillus alliaceus
Lineage: Eukaryota; Fungi; Ascomycota; Eurotiomycetes; Eurotiales; Aspergillaceae
Product: putative transcriptional regulator
Exons: 4
Coding region: 294-1436 (380 amino acids)
Cellular component (GO): nucleus
Source: RefSeq, a predicted model, not a curated record